CCGAGCGGACGCCGCCACCUGAUCCCAUCCAGGCGCGGAGAGCGAGAGACCAGUACUUGGCGCGCAGGGCCCCCGGAUCCACAGCGGAUCUCGGGACAGGGGGUGGGAGGUAGCGGCGACCACCGCCAGCCCAGAGCGGCGGAGCCCGCGCUGCGCCUCUCAGAAACGCUGGCCCUGCUACCACAGCCCCAGGAGCCCCCAUGAGUGCCUGCAAAGGGAGUCCUGGAUAGCAGAGCCCUGGCUGGUCCAGGGGUGGGUACUCCAUUAUGCCACCCAUUCUCCAGCGCCUGCAGCAGGCCACCAAGAUGAUGAGCCGCAGGAAAAUCCUGCUGCUGGUGCUAGGGUGCAGCACCUUAAGCCUCCUCAUCCACCAGGGGGCACAGCUCAGCUGGUACCCCAAACUGUUCCCUCUGAGCUGCCCGCCUCUGCGGGACUCACCGCCACGCCCUAAGCACAUGACAGUGGCCUUCCUGAAGACGCACAAGACCGCGGGUACUACAGUGCAGAACAUCCUGUUCCGCUUUGCCGAGCGCCACAACCUAACGGUGGCUCUGCCUCAUCCAAGCUGCGAGCACCAGUUCUGUUACCCGCGUAACUUCUCGGCGCACUUCGUGCACCCGGCCACGCGGCCGCCUCACGUGCUGGCCAGCCACCUGCGCUUCGACCGCGCGGAGCUCGAGCGCCUCAUGCCGCCCAGCACCGUCUACGUCACCAUCCUGCGCGAGCCGGCCGCCAUGUUCGAGUCGCUCUUUAGCUACUACAACCAGUACUGCCCGGCAUUUCGGCGCGUGCCCAACGCGUCGCUCGAGGCCUUCCUGCGCGCGCCCGAGGCCUACUACCGCGCGGGCGAGCACUUCGCCAUGUUCGCGCAUAACACGCUGGCCUACGACCUGGGCGGUGACAACGAACGCAGCCCGCACGAUGACGCUGCCUACCUGGCGGGCCUCAUCCGCCAGGUGGAGGAAGUGUUCUCGCUCGUCAUGAUCGCUGAGUACUUCGACGAGUCACUUGUGCUGCUGCGGCGCCUGUUGGCCUGGGACCUGGACGACAUGCUGUACGCUAAACUCAACGCGCGCGCCGCCAGCUCGCGCCUGGCCGCCAUCCCCGUGGCGCUCGCGCGGGCUGCGCGCACCUGGAACGCGCUUGACGCGGGCCUCUACGACCACUUCAACGCCACCUUCUGGCGCCGCGUGGCGCGCGCUGGCCGCGCCUGCGUAGAGCGCGAGGCCCGCCAGCUGCGCGAAGCCCGCGAGCGCCUGCUGCGGCGCUGCUUCGGCGAGGAUCCGGUGCUUCGGCCUGCCGCGCAGAUCCGCACCAAGCAGUUGCAGCCGUGGCAGCCCAGCCGCAAAGUGGACAUCAUGGGCUACGACCUGCCCAGCGGCGGCGUCGGCCCGGCCACCGAGGCCUGCCUCAAGCUGGCCAUGCCGGAGGUGCAGUACUCAAACUAUCUGCUGCGCAAGCAGAAGCGCCGGGGUGGUGCGCGGGCCCGGCCCGAGCCGGUCCUGGACAAUCCCCCACCUCGGCCCAUUCGAGCGCUGCCCCGCAACGCCCAGGGCCACUGAGCUCCCAGUCUGGUCCGAUUCUGCCCACAAGAGGCUGGCCUGGGGCUGCCUCCAGGUCCCACCCCAUCAGGGCUCCUUCUUCCGAGGGGCUUGAGCAACUCACCGCUUGGGGGCGCAUCUCUCUAUCUGAGCCUGCCUCCCAAGAGUGGGCUUCCGAACCCCACGUUUGGGGAGCCUGCUGAUAGGCCCGAUAGAUCCCCGGGCCACCUCUUCUGCCUAACUGGUUGGUGACUUUGACAAGAGGUCCGAGGCCUGUCCAAAACUGCUCACCCUGUCUUUUUCUGGGGGUUUAGUCCCCUGUCUUUUACAAGUGGAUGAGCCCAGGCCACAGAGAGGGGCUGAGCCCUGGAAAAGGCUGCUCUGCCUGUCAGCCUCCCCAGGCUCUUGCUCUUCCUCCUAGGGGUCAGAGGCCCCCCACACUGUCUUGUCUUCCAGGUUCCACCCUCCCCACAGACUUAAGCUGCUCCCAAACUCCCAGAACCAAGAGUUCUUGGGUUGGGUUUUUUGUUUGUUUGGUUUUUCUCUUUUUUAAUAAAAUACCUUUUAA
Molecule: messenger RNA, 2109 nt
Organism: Manis pentadactyla (Chinese pangolin)
Lineage: Eukaryota; Metazoa; Chordata; Mammalia; Pholidota; Manidae
Gene: GAL3ST3
Product: galactose-3-O-sulfotransferase 3
Exons: 3
Coding region: 267-1562 (431 amino acids)
Biological process (GO): glycolipid biosynthetic process
Cellular component (GO): membrane
Molecular function (GO): galactosylceramide sulfotransferase activity
Source: RefSeq, a predicted model, not a curated record